Messenger RNA from Onychomys torridus (southern grasshopper mouse), 1600 nucleotides. RefSeq names its product neurexophilin 4 (gene Nxph4). Lineage: Eukaryota; Metazoa; Chordata; Mammalia; Rodentia; Cricetidae. The coding region runs from base 55 to 981 and encodes 308 amino acids. The transcript has 2 exons. The record is from RefSeq and is a predicted model, not a curated record. Gene Ontology annotation, molecular function: signaling receptor binding.
CUGCACCGCCUGCACCCAGGCCGGCCCGCCCCGGGACCCGCCCUGCCCGGGAAGAUGCGGCUGCUCCCGGAAUGGCUCCUCUUGCUCCUUGGUCCGUGGCUCCUUAGGAAGGCGGCCAGUGGCCAGAUCGCCGAGUCGGGAAGGCCGCAGUACCUGGAACUGCGACCCGCCAUGGCCGGAGGGGGCGCCCGCAGCCAACAGCUCCCGGCGCCCGGCUCUUCCGAGGGCCUGGGCACGGCGCGCUCCUGGAGCUGGGCCUGGCCCUCUAACCACACCGGGGCGCUGGCCAAGCCCGGGGCUGCCGGCGGCCUGCCCGCGCCGCGCACCAAGAGGAAGCCGUCCAUGAAAGCGGCCCGCGCCAAGAAGAUCUUCGGCUGGGGGGACUUUUACUUCCGCGUGCACACCCUCAAGUUCUCGCUGCUGGUGACCGGCAAGAUCGUGGACCAUGUGAACGGCACCUUCAGCGUGUACUUCCGCCACAAUUCCUCCAGCUUGGGCAACCUGAGUGUCAGCAUCGUGCCGCCUUCCAAGCGCGUGGAGUUCGGGGGCGUCUGGCUGCCCGGGCCUGCCCCCCAUCCUCUGCAAUCUACGCUGGCCCUGGAAGGGGUGCUUCCUGGACUGGGGCCCCCUCUGGGGAUGGCGGGUCAGGGUCAGGGUCAGGGGCUGGGGGGCCGCCUGGGGGGCGCACUGGCCGGGCCCCUCGGAGGCGCGCUGGGCGUGCCGGGGGCCAAGGAGUCGCGCGCCUUCAAUUGCCACGUGGAGUACGAGAAGACCAACCGCGCGCGCAAGCACCGCCCCUGCCUGUACGACCCGUCGCAGGUGUGCUUCACCGAGCACACGCAGAGCCAGGCCGCCUGGCUCUGCGCCAAGCCCUUCAAAGUCAUCUGCAUCUUCGUCUCCUUCCUCAGUUUCGACUACAAACUGGUGCAGAAGGUGUGCCCAGACUAUAACUUCCAGAGUGAGCACCCCUACUUUGGAUAGCCGCCCCUGCCCUGAGCCCCGAGCUUUUCCCACCAGACCGCAGCCUCCCCAGGUGGGACCCUCCCCUGUGCACCCCCGUGUCCCUGUGACCGCCCCCCCGCUUCUUCCACUGUGGGUAGGGGUGGAGGAAAACAGCCCCCCCCCCCCCCCGGACUACCAGCCAGCGCGGUUCUCCACGUCCUUUUGGCCCCGAGUGUCCCUGAGGCUCGAAACGGGACACUGGAGGGGCCCGAGCACAGCCCCAGAGUCGGGGGGUGGUGGCUGGAGGCUUUCUUAGGGUUCCCCUUGCCCACCCUGCGGCUUUAACGACGCCUGGUCCCCUUUCUUCCCCCAAGCGCUGGUCCCACCCACCCCGCAAGACUGUCCGAGUCUCCGCGCCCUUCCUUCCCUCUCUGCGUGCCCUACGUCAGUCCCCCUUCCUCCAAACCUCAGUGAAGCAAAAAAUCCCGAGCAGGGGGCGCUCUGCCUGGCCCCUGUGCUCUGCCCCCCACUCCCUCCCUCGCUCGCCCGCGGCAGGCCGGCUCCACCUGCCCUCUCUGGCCGCUCCCUCUCGGUGAUAUUUUUUUUUCUACGCCGAAACAGACGGGAAAGGGAACAAAAUAAAGCGAAAUCCAAUACC